Molecule: messenger RNA, 1847 nt
Organism: Chiloscyllium plagiosum (whitespotted bambooshark)
Lineage: Eukaryota; Metazoa; Chordata; Chondrichthyes; Orectolobiformes; Hemiscylliidae
Source: RefSeq, a predicted model, not a curated record
GAAACACAAAUAUUACAACACAGUCUGAGAAAGGAUAGCAAUUGAAAAAAUACAUUUAUUUGAAAUGUUUUUCCUGAAAUUCUUCAUCUUAUCUCUGAUCCUCUCUGUCGCACUGGGUCAGGAUACAAGGUCAGUUCUUAUCCAAUCUCCUAAAACAGUGACAGUGAAUCAUGGUGGGACAGUAACAUUUCACUGUGAUUUGCGAAGCAGUAAUGUCGAUUACACCGUGGACAAAUAUGAUGUACACUGGCACCAUUCCCGACACGGGCCAGUUGUAUUGACACAUUUUGCAGGCGGUGGUGUUCACCGAUUGAGAGGAUUCUCUGAGCGGUUUCAGCUUUCCAGAGAAGUAACCAGUAACAGCUACAUUCUGACCAUCAGAGAGCUGCAGCUCAGUGACACCAAUACCUACAUCUGUCAGAUUUGGGGGACAGUAUUUGGGAAAGGGACCCAGCUGAAUGUGACCAAUCGAGAUACAUGGCCAGUGCUUAUCCAAUCUCCUGAAGCAGUGUCAGUGCCUGAGGGUGGGACAGUGACAUUUCACUGUGAUUUGCGAAGCAGCAAUGUCAAUUACACUGUGGACAUAUACACUGCACACUGGCACCAUUCCCGACACGGGUCGAUCAUAUUGACACAUUUUGCAGGCGGCGGUGUUUCCCGAUCGAGAGGAUUCUCUGAGCGGUUUCAGCUUUCCAGAAAUGUGACCAGUAACAGCUUCAUUCUGACCAUCAGAGAGCUGCAGCUCAGUGACACCAAUACCUACAUCUGUGAGAUUUGGGGGAAAGUCUUUGGGAAAGGGACCCGGCUGAAUGUGACCAGUGCAAAUGUCCCAGUCCUUCUCCAGUCACCAAUCCUGGAACGUGUCACCGAGGAUCACACUGCCCGGUUACAGUGCAUCGUGAUGAACGCCGCAGUGACACACACCGAUGUUCACUGGUACCGGGAACAACCAGAGAAUAACACGGAGUGGGUUUUAACACAUGACGUGAAGAAUAUCAAACAACGGAGCCCAGGAUUUACUGAGCGGUUCCAGUCUUCCAGAGAUCCCUCCAGUAACAGCUUCAUUCUGACCAUCACAAAUGUGCAGCCCUGUGACACUGGGGUCUAUUAUUGUAAAGUGUGGGGAGAUAUCAAUGGGAAUGGAACCCAGCUGACUGUAACAGAAGUCAACCACCUUUGGAAGACAAAACUUAUUUGGUUCAUUCUGGGAGCUCUGUUUGGAAAUACAGCAGUGAUUUUAUUCAUUGGAUACACAUGUCUGAGAAAAAAGCACUCCAUUACAUCACAAUCCGGAGCAGCUAAUGAUCUGAACACAACUGCAGAUUAUGGAAAUAUGAAAAUGCUGCAGAAUGCAGGAGAUUUUCCAGAAGAUUCCAAUGCUGUGUACUCGACACUACAGCCAAUGGAUCAGUCUGUUUACAGCAACAUUAAAGAAACAGGCAAGAUAUAAACAGCUGACAGAUGAACUGCUGAACAAAUCCUUCCUGAGGGAUGAAGACACCAAAUGGAUAUUUUGAUCAAGAAAGAUCAUUGGACCAAACAAGUCUGUUCUCCAUCUUUUUUCCCAAUCCUCUCUCCUGUUCCAGAAACUGAUCUGAUUCGCUGCUGCCCCCAGUUUCUCUGUUCACAUCAGCAUCUCUCAUUGGUUACACGUUCUACAACUCGAUCCAUGUUUGAGUAGUUUUCAUUGAUUCUUUCCUGGAAUGUGGGUCUCAUUAGCAAGGCCAGCAUUUGUUCCCAAUCCCUAAUUGCCCUUGAGCUGAUUGAUACUUUGGGCCAUUCAGGGGCCAGUUAAGAGUCAGAUAUAUUACUGUGGGUCUGGAGUCCCUUAUAGGCCAGAGCAAAAG